UCACCAUGCAGUUGUAAUAAAUCAGCCCCCUUUGUGACUAAACAUGUCCGCACUCACUGCCCCCCCCUCCUUUGCAUACAUCUCCCUCACACAGCGUACACCCGCCUACAUAUCCCGCCCUCCUUCGCUCUGCCAGUCACGUGCUCUGCUAACCUUGGAAGGGCUUUGUGGAUACUUCCGUUGACGUCAGGCUCCUUCCUGCUCUCCCCGGUGUGCAGUGUGAGUGGUGUUAUUGGAGGAGAGAAGAUGGUUGUUCCCGUGCAAGUGUCUCCGCUCAUCAAGUUUGCCAGGUAUUCUGCGUUACUGCUUGGGAUUGUCUAUGGCAGUUCAAGAUAUGCAUAUUUAAAGCCAAUAGCUGAAGAAGACAGAAGGAUUGAGGCAGAGGAGAAAAAGAAACAAGAAGAAGCAGCGCGCAUUGCAAGAGAGUUGGCA
Molecule: messenger RNA, 432 nt
Organism: Staurois parvus
Lineage: Eukaryota; Metazoa; Chordata; Amphibia; Anura; Ranidae
Source: the annotation of a GenBank genome assembly